GCGGGCAGCAGAAAAAGAGUCAGAAAAAUUUCAAUAAAGGGUCAAAGCUCCACUAGGGAAUUUGAGAUUUUCAAUUUCAAUUCCCCUUUUCUGUGCGAGAAUAAGUGAAACUCGAAGUAUCAUCCUGUAGUUUCCUUGCAUUUUGAAGCUUAGACAUGGCAGAAAAGGCAUGUGUAAAGCGACUCCAGAAGGAAUAUAGAGCACUUUGUAAAACUGUGAUAUUGCAGGAACCUGUCUCCCAUGUUGUGGCCCGCCCUUCACCAAAUGAUAUUCUUGAGUGGCAUUACGUUUUGGAGGGGAGUGAAGGAACACCCUUUGCAGGUGGAUUAUAUUAUGGUAAGAUCAAGUUUCCUCCAGAAUAUCCAUUUAAACCUCCUGGAAUCAGCAUGGUUACUCCAAAUGGAAGGUUUAUGACACACAAGAAAAUUUGUUUAUCUAUGAGUGAUUUUCACCCAGAGAGCUGGAACCCUAUGUGGUCUGUGUCAAGCAUACUCACUGGACUGCUCUCUUUUAUGAUGGACACCAGCCCUACCACAGGCAGUGUAACAACAACAGUUGCUGAGAAACAGAAGCUUGCUAAGACUUCUCUUGCUUUCAAUUGUAAGAACCCUACCUUUAGAAAAUUGUUUCCAGAGUAUGUGGAGAAGUAUGAAGAGCAGCAGCUCCUGGUGCAUCCAGACCAGGAGCAGGUGUCAUCCAUGCCAACUCAAGCGGAAAUUUCCUCACCCUUGUUGGAUGGUUUGAAUAGCGUAGAGCCCCAUAAGGACAUGGAGAACCAACGGAGGAAAUCUUUGCCAACUUGGUUGUUGCUGUUGCUAGUAUCAAUAUUUGGUGUUGUAAUGGCUCUGCCGCUACUUCAGCUUUGAUGGUGAGUUUCAUUAGCAGGGAACUUGCUAUUCUCUAGAACAAAGUAUCCGAAUUCUAUGGUUGUGUUAUACUUCUCUGUGUGAUUACCUGUAAGUGCAAAAUGUUCUAGGUUUGUCAUAUAUCUCUAGCUUUGCCAACAUUUGGUUAAUGCAAGUUUAGAAAAGAAAAUUCAAUUUCACAUUGGUUAGCAUCUCCAUUAAAUAGUUAAUGGGACAAUCCUCAAGGGCACUUUACAUCAUAAAGCCUUACAUUCACUGGA
Solanum lycopersicum (tomato) is the source of this 1126-nucleotide messenger RNA. Its product is annotated as ubiquitin-conjugating enzyme E2 34. The record is from RefSeq and is a predicted model, not a curated record. Lineage: Eukaryota; Viridiplantae; Streptophyta; Magnoliopsida; Solanales; Solanaceae.